Ochotona curzoniae (black-lipped pika) is the source of this 5461-nucleotide messenger RNA. It is a transcript of the gene STAM, whose product is annotated as signal transducing adaptor molecule. Gene Ontology annotation, biological process: protein transport to vacuole involved in ubiquitin-dependent protein catabolic process via the multivesicular body sorting pathway. Gene Ontology annotation, molecular function: ubiquitin binding; phosphatidylinositol binding. The record is from RefSeq and is a predicted model, not a curated record. The transcript has 14 exons. Gene Ontology annotation, cellular component: ESCRT-0 complex. Bases 140 to 1750 code for a protein of 536 amino acids. NCBI's taxonomy places the organism in Eukaryota, Metazoa, Chordata, Mammalia, Lagomorpha, Ochotonidae.
CGCUCUUUGCUACCGCGGACGCGCCGGAGUCCGUGUCCGCCACUCUUCUGGCCCGAAGCGGCUUCUUGCCUGCGUCGCGCCCCUGCCUCCUGUGGUAUCGAGGAGGAGUCCCUGCGGACCCCUGGCACGUUAGUGGAAGAUGCCGCUCUUUGCUACCAAUCCCUUCGACCAGGAUGUUGAAAAAGCAACCAGUGAGAUGAAUACUGCUGAGGACUGGGGACUCAUUUUGGACAUUUGUGAUAAAGUUGGUCAAUCUCGCACUGGACCCAAAGAUUGUCUGCGAUCUAUUAUGAGGAGGGUGAACCAUAAAGAUCCUCAUGUUGCUAUGCAAGCUUUGACUCUUCUAGGAGCAUGUGUGUCAAACUGCGGUAAAAUUUUCCAUUUGGAAGUAUGUUCAAGAGAUUUUGCUAGUGAAGUAAGCAAUGUAUUAAAUAAGGGUCAUCCCAAAGUAUGUGAAAAAUUAAAAGCUCUUAUGGUUGAAUGGACAGAUGAAUUUAAGAAUGACCCACAACUUAGCCUAAUAUCAGCAAUGAUUAAGAACCUUAAGGAACAAGGAGUUACUUUCCCAGCUGUUGGAUCUCAGGCUGCAGAGCAAGCGAAAGCAAGCCCCGCUCUGGUAGCCAAGGAUUCUGGAGCUGCAGCAAAUAAAAAGGAGGAGGAAGAUUUAGCUAAAGCCAUUGAAUUGUCCUUGAAGGAACAAAGGCAGCAGUCCACCACCCUUUCCAGCUUGUAUCCAAGCACAUCUAAUCUAUUAACUAAUCACCAGCACGAGGGCCGAAAAGUUCGUGCUAUAUAUGACUUUGAAGCUGCUGAAGAUAAUGAGCUUACUUUUAAAGCUGGCGAGAUUAUUACAGUACUUGAUGACAGUGAUCCAAACUGGUGGAAAGGGGAAACUCAUCAAGGCACAGGACUAUUUCCUUCCAAUUUUGUAACUGCAGACCUCACUGCUGAACCAGAAAUGAUUAAACCAGAGAAGAAGACGGUACAAUUCAGUGAUGACGUUCAGGUAGAGACAAUAGAGCCCGAGCCGGAACCAGCCUAUAUUGAUGAAGAUAAAAUGGACCAGUUGCUGCAGAUGUUGCAAAGUACAGAUCCCAGUGAUGAUCAGCCGGACCUCCCAGAGCUGCUUCAUCUCGAAGCAAUGUGUCAUCAGAUGGGACCUCUCAUAGAUGAAAAGCUGGAAGAUAUUGAUAGAAAACAUUCUGAACUUUCAGAACUUAAUGUUAAAGUAAUGGAAGCACUUUCACUGUAUACCAAGCUAAUGAAUGAAGACCCUAUGUAUUCCAUGUAUGCAAAAUUACAGAAUCCGCAGUAUUAUGUGCAGUCAUCUGGUGUUUCUGCUUCUCAGGUGUAUGCCGGGCCUCCCCCAAGUGGUGCUUACCUGGUUGCAGGGAAUGCACAGAUGAGCCAUCUUCAGAGCUACAGCCUUCCACCCGAGCAGCUGUCUACGCUCAGCCAAGGAGCGCUUCCGCCCUCUGCUAACCCAGCUCUUCCUGGUCAGCAGACCCACGCUGCUUACCCAAAUACAAUGGUUAGUUCUGUUCAAGGAAGUACGUAUCCCAGCCAGGCUUCGGUGUACAGUCCUCCUCCUGCUGCCACCGCUGCUGAUGUCACCAUUUACCAGAACGCAGGAACUAAUUUGUCCCAGGUGCCAAACUAUAAUUUAACAGCCUCAGCACUGCCUCAGCCAGUAGGCAGCCAACAACCACCUCAGCCACAACAACCAUAUUCGCAGAAGGCUCUGCUAUAGGACCUGGUGUUCCUCCUAGUGGGAGAUUCUGCUGAAGAUGCAGACAAUGCAGAGAGUGAUUCGUAUCUUAAAAUCUGUUUAUUUCCAACUCAUAGGAAUCCAUCUUGAGGAGCAAGUUAAACUAUUGAAGAAGGUAGAACUCUCUUCAUUUUGCACUGACUUUUUAGAGGUUCUCCUUUCCCCUUCCCCCCGAGGAAUGAAACUACUUACAACAUUUAAUUUCUUUUAUAAUACAAAGAAUUGAUACGAGAUUAUUUGUCUCAUGAAAAUUACCUGGUCUGCAAAAAGUCAAACUUAGAAAAACUGUCUUGGGAAAUGUUACGUAUAUCUAUUGGUAUGUAACUUCAUUAGUGGCCAUUUGAAUCAAGUGGUGAUCAUGUGAAUAUAUUUAACACUGUUAAGUUAAUUUACAUUGCUAUUUUAUUUUAAUCAUGAACAGCUACCAUGUUUCAUAAUGUAUCAUGUAAAUUUUAAAUAAUUACACUAUCUUUUUAAACUGCAGGGGAACAAAGUUGUAGCAUAUGUACUGAAGGCAUUAUUUGUUCAGGUUUCAGCUUCAAAUUAAAUGGAAACUUCCUUUUACUAAUUGUGAGCUAAAAAUAUGUGUAUUAUGUCCUUCUGUAGCCUCUGCAUACUGCUAGCUGUCAUCACGUCAGUGUACAGUAGCUAAAUUUUUGGCAUAGUUUUAGCAGUUGAUAAUGUUCCCUUUUAAACUUUCACGUUUUGGCAUGAUGUUUCAGAUAUAGGGGCCAUGAGACAAAAGUAAGUAGAAUUACCAUUCUUUAUAUCCUAUUUUAAAAGAAAUAAUGUUAAUUUACAUUUUCCUAGUUGAAAAAUAGUAAUUAGGUUUCUAAGCUGUAUACUGUUUUUUGGUGGCAGUAACACCAAAGAUAGAGGCAUUGGGUAGGAUUUUUUAAACUGGAAAGAAAACAGGAAUUACACUACAUUUUUAAGGUCUCUUGUAAUUAUUUAGAUUAUAACUAAAUUUAAUUCAUUUGUCUUAUCCUAUUGCUAGUCUCUCAAUAUGUCCUUAACACAUUGUAUCCUUUAACUUUCAUUAAAAUGGAUAUAAGUGGAUGUUUCAAAGUAAUUUAUAUUCCUGACUUUGCUUAACAAUUUAUUAUAUUUAUUAUCUUUCAGACUGGGUUUUUCGGUCUGUUCUCUGUCUUUCCUCUUUAAAAUUUAGUGGAAUUUUUGGCUUCCUAGUUGAGAGUAUUUUUGAAUGAAUGCUUUUAUUUUAUUCCUUAUGAAAAUGUUUUUUAGUGACAGUUUAAUCUUAAAUAUUUAUAAUUUCCCUGGUUAAACUAUGCUAUAAUUGAGCACUAUCAUUUAAACAAUUGAAAAAACUGAGAUGAAGGCCAUAGCUAUUGAAUUAACAAAUUUGAUACUAUAAAUCAGAGUAUGAUUUGUAUUUUCUUAAGACUAUUUUCCACAGGUAACUUCCUUUCUUUUUGAAAAGUGGCUCCAUAUUCAACAGAUACUCAUCUUGCUGACUCAUUUCACAGGUUCAGAUCUCAAGCGCUACUUUCAACUUAAAGUUUCACUGUAGUGCUGUGUUGUCCUGAGUUUAGAAUAUGUUGCCCUGAAAUAGUAGUUUUAAAAUUUGAAUUCAAGUUUUAUACUUUAGUCAUUUUUAGUAAAUUACAUUUGAUAAACAUUGUCAAAUAGGUUGUUAUCUUUUUUCCACUUUAAAUUUUGUGUUUUACUUUUUUCCAAGUGAUAGGCUUUUUCAUGGCCUUUUGAUAAACUUCUGUUUACCAACAACUCUUCAUUAAAAAAAAAACUGUUUAUUUUUUUAUUUGAAAGGCGGAGUGAGAGAAGGAGAGACACAGAGAGAGAGCAAGAGAGAGCGAGGACAGAGAUAAGAGUUUCCAUCUGGUUCUCUCCCUGCAUGGCCGCAGUGUGAGGAGCUGGGCUGGUUUGAAGCCAGGAGCCAGCCAGUUCUCCCAGGUUUCCCACAUGGGUGAAAUCCAAGCACCUGGACUCUCCUCUUGUGCUUUCCCGGGAGCAUUGGCAGGACGCUAGGUCAGAAACGGAACAGCUGGGACUCCUUGGUGCCCAUAUGGGAUUAAGUUCAGACUUAGUUUGUUGCACCAUGGCAUCAACCCCUCCUGCUUCAAUUUUAAUACCCAUCAUGUAUCUGUUUUCUAAUAUGCUUUUUGCCCUAUAAACGCUAAAGAAUGGUGAAAUGGAAAAACUACCCUAUUACAAAGCACAUAUUUUUCUUUACCUUUUUGAUUACUAAGCUUAUAAAUUAAGUGAUAAGACCUGUUACUGACACUUAUUGGUUUAUGCCUUUCACUUAAAAUGAAUGAAAAUAUUAGCUGGAAAAUGUUCAGUCAAAAUGAAGCACUAUCUUUUCCAUCUUUCAGAGACAUGGCAAGGAUAGAAAUGGGAAAGGACCUCUUAGGAUCAUAUGUGUUUUAUUUUGAAACCUGUAUUUAUUGCACUUCUGACAAAUUUUUCAUUAGUAGCUGUCCUUAUUUUGAAGGAAAAUAUUUUUUUUAUAAAAGGAACUGAAUGUAAACUUCUGUGAAGCAAGUUUAUCUCAAUUUUUUUCUAUUAAGUAUUUGAGGUGCGUUUUCAUUAAACAGUAACAUCUGAAUGGGAAAAAAUCCAUUUACUGUUCAGCAUUUGUAGCCAACAGAUAUCAAAGCCUUUUGAAUGUGAUAAUACAUUGCUGUUUUAAAUGUACCAGGAGUGACUUCUAAUAUGUACUUUGUGUGGUUUUUGCAAUCUUUGCUGGUUCUGGUGUCCUCUUUUGAUGUACCUGUCUCCCCUUCUCUGUGAGGGACCAUUUCUGCAGAUUCCCUUCUAUGUAUUAAAUAUUUGUUGAACUUUGUAUCUAUAAUUAUUAGUUUUGUGUUUAAAAUGUUUAACAGUUCUUAUCCAAAGUCUUCAUAUUUAACUGUCUUACUUUACUGAAGAGAUAGGAUACUGUUAAAUUGGCCUGUUGAAAUAAGUAUUCAAUGUCAAUAAGCUUUUUGUGUUGUGAAUUUUUUUAUCUGCAGAAAGAUUAAUACACAUAAAUAUUUUUAAUCAGGACUUAUCCAUCACUAACAGCUUGUAUAAUUGCAUCAUCUUUCAUAUAUUUAUCUAUAUAUGCCCAUAUGUGUAUGUAUACAUGUACAUGCUUUAAAAACUUAUUUAUUUGAAAACACAUCAGGGUAUAUGAGAUAGAAACCCUUGAUUCAUCAGUUCGCCCCACAAAUGGCUGCCUUAGGAGGCUAGUCGAGGCUGAAGCUAGAAUCCAGAAACCUCAUCCUGGCCUCCCAUAAGGUUGGCAGAGGCCCAAGCCCUUGGGCUGUCAUUUACUGCCUUCCCCAGCACAUUAACAGAAAUGUGAAUUGGAAGCAGAGCAGUCAGGAUUUGAACUAACACUCUGAUGUAGAAUGCCGACAUUACAUUUGCUGGUGGCACAUGCCAAAAUAGCAUGUUGCAUGUGGCAAUUUAAACCACUGUGCUGUAAUGCUGAUCCCCACACAUAUACUUAAUGUGUAAGUAGACAAGUUAGGGACAUUUCUUAUGUGCUUCAUCAUACACAUUGUAAAGAUAGAGACAGAUUCUUUAUUGUUCCACUUUUAGUACCUGUGCUACUGAUGCGGACACAUACAUAAUGUAAACAAAUGAUUUUCACAACUAAGAAAAUUAGCAGUAAUUCUGUGCACAAUGUUACAAGACGUUCUCCAAUUGUUGAUUAUAUCUAACUUU